CCUAAUUAUAAAAUCACUGGUCUGGAGUCGCGACACUCGGUAGUACUCCGAAACCCCCCACAAAGUCCCCAUAUUCGUAGACUCGCAGUAUCAGUCUUCCCACUCCAAUUUUGCAUCCGAUGACUUGCUCCUAAUUUGUUGUUCGAGGGAAAACUACGUUAAAACGGAUCCAAAGCGCCAUCAAAUAUCUCACAUCUUGAUUGAUAAAUAAAAUGGGUACUUUUGCAAGAUCCAAACAUUGGGUUGUUCUAGUUCUGGUAUCCAUUGCCAUUUCUGGGGGUUUUGUUUCUGCUCAAUCCCAUCGACCUAAGAAUGUUCAAACUGCACUUCGUGCAAAGUGGGAGGGUACUCCUCUACUUUUGGAAGCUGGGGAAUUGCUAUCAAGCGAGUGGAAAGACUUGUUCUGGGAGUUUGUUGACAGCUGGCUUCAAAACAAGCAUGAUGACGUAGAUUCAAGCUCAGCCAAAGGCUGCAUGCUUAAAAUUGUUAAGCAUGGACGCUCUUUCUUGAGUGAACAUCUAGGCUCCAUGUUUGAAUUUUCUCUAACUCUCCGAUCAGCAUCCACUAGAUUAGUCCUUUAUCGGCAGUUAGCACAGGAAUCCCUAUCUUCUUUUCCUUUUACUGACGAAGCUGUUACUAAUGGUGAUGAUGGACGGGCUUCAGAUUUACAUGGUAAAACAAAUAUGGGGAAUAAAAAACCUGACCCCCUUCUUGUAGGGGUGAAUCCAGCAAGUCCAGGAGGAAAAUGUUGUUGGGUUGAUGUUGGUGCAUCACUAUUUUUUGAUAUUCCUGAAAUGUUAGAGUGGUUGGAGAUCCAGAAGGAUAUAGGUGGGGAUUCAUUUCAGGAGCCUGAACUUUUUGAACUCGAUCAUGUAUAUUCUGUCUCUAAUAGUUCAAGUCCAGUUGCCAUUCUAUAUGGAGCGCUGGGAACUAACUGCUUUGGGGAGUUCCAUGGAGUACUUGUUAAAGCAGCCAAAAUGGGAAAGGUUAAAUAUGCAGUUAGACCGGUAUUACCUCUUGGCUGUGAGGCGAAGACUAGCCCUUGUGGCGCACUUGGCACCAAAGAUCCUGUGAACUUAGGUGGCUAUGGUGUGGAGCUUGCCUUGAAAAAUAUGGAAUAUAAGGCUAUGGAUGAUAGCAUGAUUAAAAAAAGUAUCACUCUUGAAGAUGCUCAUACAGAAGAUCUCACUCAAGAAGUUAGGGGUUUCAUUUUUUCCAAAAUACUGGAACGUAAAUCUGGGCUCUCCUCUGAGAUUAUGGCUUUUAGGGAUUAUCUUUUGUCAUCCAGUGUAUCAGAUACGCUGGAAGUUUGGGAAUUGAAAGAUUUGGGACAUCAAACUGCGCAGAAGAUUAUCCAUGCCUCUAAUCCCUUGCAAGCAAUGCAAGAAAUUAAUCAGAAUUUCCCCAGUGUUGUUGGAUCAUUAUCAAGGAUGAAGCUCAAUGAUUCUGUGAAAGAUGAGAUACUUGCAAACCAGAGAAUGGUCCCUCCUGGCAAGUCUUUAUUGGCGUUAAACAGUGCUUUGAUCAAUAUUGAAGAGAUUGACCUUUAUCUGUUAAUUGAUUUGGUGCAUCAGGAGUUGUCGUUGGCUGAUCAAUUUUCUAAGCUGAAGAUUCCUGAACCUACUAUAAGGAAAUUGCUAUCAACUUUGCCACCCUCAGAAUCAAGUAUGGUUCGCAUUGAUUUCCGCUCAAGUCAUGUUAAUUAUAUCAAUAACUUGGAAGAGGAUUCUAUGUACAAACGAUGGCGUAGCAAUAUAAAUGAGAUAUUGAUGCCAACAUUUCCUGGACAACUGCGGUAUAUUCGCAAGAAUCUAUUCCAUGCAGUUUAUGUAGUUGAUCCUGCCACCUUUUGUGGGCUUGAGGUGAUUGAUAUGAUUGCCAAUUUAUAUGAAAAUCAAUUGCCAGUGAGAUUUGGAGUAAUUUUAUAUUCCACCACAUUCAUUGAGAAAGUUGAGAGAAGCGGUGGGGAGAAUUUUGCAGAUUCCAUAGUCAGCUCAACAGAUGAAGAUAUCUCGAGUUUGAUUAUUCGUCUUUUUAUUUAUAUUAAGGAGCACCAUGGGAUGUUGAGAGCUUUUAAGUUCUUGACUAAUGUUCACACAGAGGCUGGUGAUUCUGGUGAAGAGACCCCAGAGAGGCAUCAAGUGGAAGGAGCAUUUAUAGAUGCAGUAUUAAGUCAGUCAAAGUCUCCUCCCCAAGACGUGCUACUAAAAUUGGAAAAGGAGAAGUCUUUUGAAGAUGUGGCUAAGGAAAGUUCCAUGCUUGUUUUCAACCUUGGGUUAUCAAAGCGCAAGUGCUGCCUCUUAAUGAAUGGACUUGUGUACAACUCAAACGAGGAAGCUCUGUUAAACGCUAUGAAUGAUGAGCUGCCUAGGAUCCAGGAACAAGUCUACUAUGGCAACAUUGAUUCAGACACUAACGUGUUGGAUAAAUUUUUGUCUGAGAAUGGUAUACGACGCUACAAUCCACUGAUUAUAGCUGAUGGAAAGGUGAAGCCUAAGUUUGUAUCACUUUCCAAUUCAAUUCUUGAUGAGGAGUCUGCUCUUCAUGAGAUGAGUUACCUCCAUUCCCCUGAAACUAUUGAUGAAGUGAAACCGGUGACACAUCUUCUUGCCAUUGAUUUGACAUCAACAAAAGGGCUGAAGUUUCUCCGAGAAGGAAUACGUUAUCUUGUAGAUGGGUCCACAAAAUCCCGUGUAGGUGUACUCUUUGUCCCGAAUCUUGCUUCUGAUUCACCUGGCCUCCUUUUUGUAAAGAUCUUCCAAGUCACUACAUCUUCAUAUAGCCAUAAAAAGGGGGUAUUGAAGUUUUUGGAUCAGCUAUGCUCUUUAUAUGAGAAUAUCUUCAUGAAAAAUCCUUCGAAGCAGACAGAAGGCAUUAAAACAUUUAUUGAAAAAGUUUCUGAUCUAGCAGAUGUGAAUGAAUUGCCAUCUAAGGGCUAUAGCUCUCUGCUUACUGAAUUUUCGGUUGACGAUUUGCAAAAACAAUUGAAUAAGGUGGCUCUGUUUCUACACAAGCACCUUGGGCAUGAGUCUAGUCUAAAUGUAGUCUUCACCAAUGGAAGGGUGACUGUUCUUCCUGAGGAAAGUACUUUCCUGUCUCAUGAUCUGCAUUUAUUGGAGUCAUUUGAGUUUAAGCAGAGAAUAAAGCAUAUUUCCGAGAUCUUUGAUGAUUUAAAGUGGGAGAACGUAGAUCCUGAUUCUCUAACGAGCAAUUUCAUCAGUGAUGUUAUCAUGCUUGUCUCUUCAUCUAUGGCUAUACGAGAUCGAAGUACUGAAAGUGCUCGUUUUGAGAUUUUGCAGGCAACAUACAGUGCUGUUGUGUUGACUGGUGAAAGCCCUCUCCAUAUUGAUGCAGUCAUUGAUCCCUUGAGUCCGUCAGGACAGAAGCUCGCAUCUCUUCUUCAGAUCUUAAUGAAACAUUUUCAGCCGAGCAUGAGAAUUAUACUUAAUCCAUUGAGUUCGCUUGUUGAUCUUCCACUGAAGAAUUACUACAGAUAUGUCGUGCCAUCAAUGGAUGACUUUAGUGGUUCGGACUUUGCUGUGAAUGGUCCUAAGGCUUUCUUCGCAAAUAUGCCUUUAUCCAAAACAUUGACCAUGAACCUUGAUGUACCUGAAACAUGGCUUGUGGAGCCUGUCAUUGCCAUCCAUGACUUGGAUAAUAUAUUGCUAGAGAAUUUGGGGGAGACAAGGACACUGCAAGCUGUAUUUGAACUUGAAGCGCUUGUUCUUACAGGUCAUUGUUUCGAGAAAGACCAUGAUCCACCUAGAGGUCUUCAAAUGAUUCUUGGGACCAAGAGCGCUCCCCAUCUGGUAGAUACUCUUGUCAUGGCAAAUCUAGGCUAUUGGCAAAUGAAAGUUUCUCCUGGGAUAUGGUAUCUGAUGCUUGCACCAGGAAGAAGUUCUGAGCUUUACCUUUUGAAAGAGGGUGAUGGUGGAAGUCAGAAGACCACUUUGUCAAAACGUAUAAUCAUAAAUGAUCUACGUGGUAAAGUCGUUCAUUUGGAAGUAGUGAAGAGUAAGGGCAAGGAGCAUGAGAAGUUGUUGCUUUCUGCUGAUGAUGAUGACCAAUCCUCAGAAAGGCAAAAGGAAAGUCAGAGCAGUUGGAACAAAAAUCUAUUCAAAUGGGCUUCUGGUCUCAUCGGUGGAAGUCAACAUACAAAAAAGAGUGACAGUACUGCAGCGGAGAGUAAAAAUGACCGACAUGGAAAAACUAUCAAUAUAUUUUCAAUUGCUUCAGGACACUUAUAUGAACGAUUCCUGAAAAUCAUGAUAUUAAGCGUCUUGAAAAACACUCAGCGGCCUGUCAAGUUUUGGUUUAUAAAGAACUAUUUAUCUCCAAAGUUUAAGGAUGUGAUUCCACUUAUGGCUCGAGAAUAUGGGUUUGAUUAUGAACUGAUUACUUACAAGUGGCCUACAUGGUUGCACAAACAGACAGAAAAGCAACGCAUUAUCUGGGCCUAUAAAAUCCUGUUUCUUGAUGUUAUAUUUCCACUGUCAUUGGAUAAGGUUAUAUUUGUUGAUGCAGAUCAGAUUGUCCGUGCUGAUAUGGGCGAGCUUUAUGACAUGGAUAUCAAAGGGAGACCUCUAGCAUAUACGCCAUUCUGUGAUAACAACAGAGAUAUGGAUGGCUAUCGAUUUUGGAGACAAGGAUUCUGGAAGGAGCACUUACGAGGAAAACCCUAUCAUAUAAGUGCUCUUUAUGUUGUAGAUCUGGCCAAAUUCCGACAAACUGCGGCAGGAGAUACCCUUAGAGUAGUUUAUGAAACUUUGAGCAAGGAUCCUAAUAGUCUUUCUAAUCUGGACCAGGACCUUCCAAACUAUGCACAGCACACAGUACCAAUCUUUUCUCUCCCACAAGAAUGGCUCUGGUGUGAGUCAUGGUGCGGAAAUUCUACCAAACCCAAGGCAAAAACUAUUGACUUGUGCAACAAUCCAAUGACUAAAGAACCCAAGCUUCAGGGUGCUAGAAGAAUUGUACCCGAGUGGAUCGACCUAGAUCUAGAGGCAAAACAGUUCACUGCAAAAAUUUUAGGUGAAGAAAUGGAUCCUGUUGAGUCUACACAGCCAUCACCUCCUCAAUCUGAGAUCCCGAAAGUUGCUGAAAUCUCACCCGAAAUCGACAUGGAGUCCAAGGCAGAACUGUGAAGAGCAGUUCUUUUAUUUUUUUUCUGGUGUUUGGGGCAAGGUAUCAUUGGUCAAAAUUAUGAGCGAAGCAAAUGCUGACCAUCAAGGUUGUCUUCUUCGACCAUGCCUGACAAGGCAUGUAUGCUGUAUCAAGGAACCAUUAUUAACAGAUUGAUCAGCAGUCAUUACGACAGAACUCAGCGGACACUUGGGUUAGUGACUACAUGAAAACUGCAAGAAAUAUGAGAGCCCUUACAAAGUCUCACUGAGAACUUCAGUGAUGACAUUAUUUAUUUAAACAGACAUUUUUGUAGGAAUAGCAUAGAGAAAGAUUAUUUUAUGUACUUUUUUUUGUAUUAGUUGCAUAUACAUGUAUAAUUACCAAGCUUCUCUUAGUCUAGUGGUAAAGAUUGGUCUCCAUAAUCUUGAGGUUAUCGGAUAAAUGCUUGCUAAGGGGGGUGGAAUUCACUUACCUCUUCCGUGGGCUUGUUUCGUCAUUUCUCUCCGGAAAAAGAUAUUUAUGAUGUAUCAUAUAAUUAGAAUAACUCAAAUUGUUUCAGAACCUUCACAUAUGUUCCUACACUUUGGCAUUAGUUUAGUAUUAAUAGAUUGACCGUAUAUAUAUACUUUUAGGGUU
This is a messenger RNA of Beta vulgaris subsp. vulgaris (sugar beet), 5760 nucleotides long. Its product is annotated as UDP-glucose:glycoprotein glucosyltransferase. The record is from RefSeq and is a predicted model, not a curated record. Gene Ontology annotation, cellular component: endoplasmic reticulum. NCBI's taxonomy places the organism in Eukaryota, Viridiplantae, Streptophyta, Magnoliopsida, Caryophyllales, Amaranthaceae. The transcript is spliced from 37 exons. Gene Ontology annotation, molecular function: UDP-glucose:glycoprotein glucosyltransferase activity. The coding region runs from base 213 to 5144 and encodes 1643 amino acids.